Messenger RNA from Malassezia globosa CBS 7966, 855 nucleotides. RefSeq lists its product as uncharacterized. Gene Ontology annotation, biological process: mitochondrial translation. The transcript is spliced from 3 exons. The record is from RefSeq and is a predicted model, not a curated record. Gene Ontology annotation, cellular component: mitochondrial small ribosomal subunit. Gene Ontology annotation, molecular function: structural constituent of ribosome. Lineage: Eukaryota; Fungi; Basidiomycota; Malasseziomycetes; Malasseziales; Malasseziaceae. Bases 1 to 855 code for a protein of 284 amino acids.
AUGUGGUGGGAGUUUGGUGCCGUGCGGUCGUCUGCCGCCGCGCGGUCCAGUGUGCGUGCAUAUGCGACGCGUGCAGGAUCAUCGGGCACAGAAAUGCCAGUUAGAAAAGGGGGACGUGAUCGGUCGGCACGCUCAUCUUUGUCAAGUGCACCUCUGCCGCCAUAUCGACAAUGGCUGAAGAGUGGUGCAAAAGCUUUCCGGUAUCCGAGCCCGCGGCGCGGUCCCCACUGGAUAGGAGAUACGCCGUUUCCUUUGAAUCCAGCCUUUGCGCCUUUGCCACCUGUCCACCAGAGUGUGCGUGAUGACAUGUGGCGCCUUCACACACAGUCACCAACACAAUGGACCGUACGCUCGUUAUCAUCAAAGUUCCGAGUGAACAUGGAACGCACAGAAGCGAUUCUACGGCUCAAAGCGCUUGAAGAUGUAUAUGAAAAAGAGGGCAAGCCGCUGCAAACAGAGUUGCAGCGCCAUAUGGAGCGUCUGCUCGGCUCGCGCCCAACGUCUCUGAACGAGUCCGAGCCUGUUGCUACUAGCCGGCCACAUUCACCGCGUGGUGCACCUUAUGAAGAACUUUCUGAAGACGUGGAUCCUUCAACCUACGUGUCGCCACUGGCCACAGCAAUUCGCGAAUCUAACAUGAUGCACCGCGAGACAAUGAGACAUCUUCCCACUGGGUCUCCCACUGGUGCCGACACGUCACGUAUGAUAGAUGCAUUCCACACUGGCCGUGCGCCGCUGCGUGUCGUCAAAGUCGAUGCUGACUCUUACGCGGGUGUUGGCACUGUGGAACGGAACAGAAAACGCGCCGCACACCGUGCGAAGCAGCGAGAAAAACGUAGUGGAAAAACAUCGUAA